Molecule: messenger RNA, 1919 nt
Organism: Brienomyrus brachyistius
Lineage: Eukaryota; Metazoa; Chordata; Actinopteri; Osteoglossiformes; Mormyridae
Gene: nyx
Product: nyctalopin
Exons: 3
Coding region: 318-1736 (472 amino acids)
Molecular function (GO): protein binding
Source: RefSeq, a predicted model, not a curated record
GUUGGGCCAACGUUAAAUGUUAGCUGGGUAAUACAAUGGGCCAGGUGUAUAUGCGCUGUCGCCCAAAGCCCUGCUGCGGAGCUGCUGCUGUCUGCUGAGAUUUGAGUCCUGCUUUGACCUCUGUAAUCCCCCACUUAACUGAAUGAUGACGACCCCACCCACCGACGGUGCUUUUAAGUCCCCGGGAGGGAUGCGGGCUGUGCAGAUACAGCAGCCCGUGCGAAAGGUUCACAAGUGGGAUGCCUUCGAAGGAGCACCUCCUAACGGGUCGUUUCCUAGAUGCUCGGUCUUGACAUGCAUACGCUAAAGGAGAACUGAUGUUUUACUUCUUCGUACAAGCGUCUUUCCUGCUGCUGCCCCCUGUCCUGGCCCCCUGGGGCUGCACACGCUCCUGUCCAGCCAGCUGCACCUGCAUCCCGGAAGGCAGCUGCACUGUGCUGUGCGACCGCGCCGGCCUGCUUGACCUGCCCAAGGAGUUCCCUUGCGAGGCCACCUCCAUCAACCUGGACAAGAACAGCCUGAAGUUCCUAGCUGAGCAGGCGUUCGGAACGCUGCCCUCUCUGAACUCCCUGUCGCUCGACCACAAUAACAUCUCUUUCAUAACCCCGGGAGCCUUUAAAGGGCUGGCCAACCUGCUGGAGCUCAAGAUGGCUCAUAACGAGUAUGUUCGCUAUCUGCACACUCGCACGUUCAUCGCUCUGAAAAAACUGAGACGCCUCGACCUUGCAGACUGCAACCUCUUCAGCAUGCCUGACCGCAUCUUUGUGGAGCUAACGGCGCUGCAGGAGCUACUUUGCUACCAGAAUAACUUCCGGCGCAUUCCGGGGGCAAUCAGAGGCAUGGAGAAUCUCACCCACGUUUAUCUGGAGCGCAACAAGAUCGAGGCCAUUGCCUACAAUUCGUUGCUGGGACUUGGAAAACUCCAAUACCUGAACUUGCAGGAGAAUCGCAUCAAUGUGAUCCAUGACAAGGCCUUCCAGGACCUUCAGCGGCUGGAGAACUUUUACCUCAAUGACAAUCUGCUGGCGGACCUUCCCCUCUAUUCAUUCAAAGGCCUCUAUCACUUAAAGAUGCUCAACUUGGGCGGUAACUUUCUCACCCAUGUCUCCAAGACUUGGUUUGGCGAUCUAGUAGAGUUGGAGGUGCUUUAUAUGGACCGGAACCAUCUGUCCUUCAUUGAAGAGGAAGCCUUUGAAAACCUGACCAGCCUCAUUUCUCUCCACCUCAACAGUAACAAUCUGAGCACUCUGCCAUUCUCAGUGUUCCAGCCCAUCUACUUCCUGGGUCACCUCUAUGUUUUUCGCAACCCCUGGGAGUGUAACUGUGACUUGGAGUGGCUGAAGGAGUGGAUGAACAACUACAAGUUGGUGAGGGACAUUCCCUGCGCCUCCCCAUCUGCUGUGGCUGGCUUGGACCUUAGUGAGAUAGCCUAUUACAAGGUUGGUGGGGUGUGUGUGGAUCCAGCAGAGCUCAACUUCACAAGCUCUGCCCCGGCGCCCACGCACCUGUGGCGUUCCACCACUGAAAACAGGUUCAGCAGCUUCCUCUCCAAACUUCUGCAGCAAGAGCUGCGGGAUGAGAUGCUCAACAGCACCGAGGGCAGAAACGGCACCAUGGUGGAGCAGACGGAGAGCCGAGUGUCUGUUGGGACCCGUUUCCAUGGCAGCCAGCUUCUCUUGCUUUUUGUACUCCUCUGUGGAGUGUCUGCCCGUCAUGGCGAGAUCUUGGGCAGUUGAAGUCAAUGUUUUCCAGUAGGUUGCUGAUUCUUCCAUUUAUGAAGAUAUGUAUCAUGUUUUGGCAACCAGAGGAAAGAUGGAUAUUUCUUGCGGCAGGAAGUCAGUGCAUGUGCGCUACAGUGGAUAUUUCACAAUGCAGAGAACUGCAGAUUCUGCUCCAUGAUUUCUGGUGGCUACGGUGUU